UUUGCUAUAUUUUUAAUUUGUUAACUGAAAUAGGAGGAAGUUAACAUUCCUUUCAUGCAGCCGAGAGCUAAGGAACUUUAAUCACAAGAUUUGAUUUGACCAGGGCAGUGACCAGUGCCUUUGCAAACAAAAAAUCAUUUGAUGACACCUAUAUGCCUCUUGUGAUUGAUUUGAACUCAAUAUCUUAUAUUUCCAAGUGAUCUUUUGUUCAGAGAAGAUGAAGAUUGUUAUACUACUUCUUGGUUGUGCUCUUUGCUUAUCAACAUGUUCUGGCCAAGAGCAAGAGGCUGUUCAGGAUGAUCAGCAAGCUGGUCAUGCAGAUGAAGCUAGUGGAAAUGUGGAAAAGGAAGCAGAUCAUGCCCCGCUCUCAGGUUUUACUGUGGAGGAUUCCAGCUGGAAGAUUGUCUGGCAUGGAAGCUCUGAUGUUGAUCUGCUGAAUGCCCCUGACAUGGAGUCAAUUUUGAUGCUGACCAAGGACAAUGAGCAGUACAACUGCCAAGUGGAGAGUGUGAAAAAGCCGAAUGAGGAGGAGGACGCGUCGUACGACGGCCCCAACCCUCUGCAGCUGAUGGAGCCUCUGUUCAACAAGCUGGCCUGCUCAUACAGGCUGGAGUCGUACUGGACGUACGAGGUGUGUCACGGCGACUACGUGCGCCAGUACCACGAGACCAAGGAGGGCAAGCAGACCAAGCUGAUCGAGUAUUACCUGGGCAGAUACAGCAAGGAGACGCUGCAGACAGAGGUGGAGGAGUGGGAUGCCGCCCUGAAGAGUGACCCGGCCUCUCGGCGACCCAGGACGCUAAGGCUGGAGGAGAUCGACCUCCCCUACCUGGAGGUAACAUACAGCGGCGGCACGGUGUGCGACCUGACGGGCCGCCCGCGCCAGACGCUGGUGCGGUACGUCUGCCACGCGGCCGGCCGGCACGAGGUGGUCUCCUUCCAGGAGACGUCCUCCUGCCAGUACGUCAUCGUGGUGCUGUCACCGCUGCUCUGCGCCCACCCAGACUACAGGGUGACGGCGGACGUGGAGCACCUGAUCCACUGUAUCGCCCUGUCCAACUCGCCCAAGCGGCCGCGCUCGCUGCUGGAGCUGGAGGCGCAGAGUCUGGCGCUGCGGCACGGUCUGCGGCCGGUGGACGGCGCGCCGGCCGCCGCCCCCGCCGCCGCCCCCGCCCCCGCCGAGGACGGGCCCGACCCGGAUACGACGCCUGCGGACGCCGAGCCGCCGCCGAUCACCACCGCCCGGCCGCUGGCCGUCUACGACGAGAAACUGGUCGAGGACUUCCUGGCCGGCCGGCACUGCCUCAACGGGGGCACCGGCUGGUGGCGCUACGAGUUCUGCCACGGCAAACGGGUCGACCAGUACCACGUGAACCGAGACGGCACGCGAACGGUCAUCCACCUGGGCUUCUUCAGCCGCGACGUGCACCGCGAGUGGCUGACGCACAACCCGCAGAAACGUCCGCGGCCGGCCGCCGGACGGCGACACGUCUCCCACUUCUACUCGGGCGGGUCCAUGUGUGACGAGAUCUCGGCGCCGCGCUCGGUCGAGGUGAAGCUCAAGUGUAAGCAGUCCGAGUCGCCGAACGCUGUAUCGCUGUACCUGCUGGAGCCGCGGCCGUGCCAGUACAUCCUGGGCGUGGAGUCGCCCAUCGUCUGCCGGCUGGUGGAGCAGGCCGACGACGACGGACUCAUAGACGAGUAGUGGCGGCGGACUCAUAGACGAGUAGUGGCGGUGGACUCAUAGACGAGUAGUGGCGGUGGACUCAUAGACGAGUAGUGGCGGCGGACUCAUAGACGAGUAGUGGCGGCGGACUCAUAGACGAGUAGUGGCGGCGGACUGAUAGACGAGUAGUGGCGGCGGACUCAUAGACGAGUGAUAUCGGGGACCGAGUGAUAGGUAGGCGGUUGAAGCCCCGAGUCGAGAGACAGAGACCGGGCCGGGGUCGGCCAACAACAGCCUAUAAUGAGUUGGUAGCACUCGGGACAGCGAGAUAGGAUCAGGCUGACUCCAAACUACACGGGAUGGGACGACUCAGCUCCAGACUGACAGACGUCACAGCGUGCAGUGUGGUGCAGUGAGCUUAGCUGGGGCGGCUGACGGACCGUGUGGCGGCAGUGACUUCUGAAUUAUAGCUGAACUUUACGACGGUGGAACUCCGGCCUCAGUUGGAGCUCGAGUGGAGACUGAUCUAGUCUGGUUCGGUCUGCCUGGCUGGACGGCCGGGAGUCUCAGUCCAUCAACCUCUGCCUCCGAGACUGCCAGCGGCGGGAAGAUCUACCUGUUCUCAGACUGGUAGUGGCUCCAGUUAGCCGUAUCUACCGUGGCUGGCGCUGUGACUCCUGAGUCCUGAUCAUCGCACCUGUCGACCUCAUAGUCGAGGGGAGGCGCGCUAUCACGAGUGAUUUUGUCUGGGGUUGGGGCCCGGUCACUGAAUUUUAUUGUCCAUCGAUUGCCAGAGAUUCGGCAAUACCACGGGGUGAUGGCUCACAGCGUGAUUAUAUGGUUAUCGUGAACCCCGCGUGCCGAGUGGCUCCUUGUUGAUAUUGUUACAGCCUCGUUUGUGAGUGAUGGGUGUUUAUUGGUUUGUGUGUGGGACUGUGGGUGUUGCCGUCAUUUUGUUUGUGUGUGUGUGGGGGGGGGGGGGGGGGGGGGGUUGCAGUGAUGUGGAAUCCCAUGGUGUAAUUUUAUUCCAAUCACUGGUCUCGAACCCUCCUGCUGACAUCCUAUGUGACCAAGACCUCUUAAAUUAUUUUUGUUGUAGGAAUGUUGGUCAACUGUCAUUGUACUGUAUCAUAAUAAAACCGGUAUAUUCAACUCAACUGUGCAA
Molecule: messenger RNA, 2831 nt
Organism: Amphibalanus amphitrite
Lineage: Eukaryota; Metazoa; Arthropoda; Thecostraca; Balanomorpha; Balanidae
Product: endoplasmic reticulum lectin 1-like
Exons: 9
Coding region: 218-1705 (495 amino acids)
Biological process (GO): retrograde protein transport, ER to cytosol; endoplasmic reticulum unfolded protein response
Cellular component (GO): endoplasmic reticulum lumen
Source: RefSeq, a predicted model, not a curated record